AUGGUAAAUGAUUUAUUAUUAUUAUAUAUUAUAAUUGAAUUACAAAGUUACUCUUUAUAUAUUAUAACUGGAGUUCAUCAUAAAUCUUAUAAUGCUACUAGAGGUAGUAUGUUAUAUUUUGUAACUGGAGGUAUUGCUUCUAUUGGUAUUUUAUUAUCUUCAUAUUUUGUAUAUAAUACUGUAGGUAGUUGUAAUAUUACUGAUAUUACUAAUUAUUAUGCUAUACAUAAUGCUAGUAGUUUAUUUGAUAGUUUAGAUAUUUUAGUUUUAGCUUUAAUAUUUAAAAUGGGAUUAGCUCCUUUACAUUCAUGA
Lodderomyces margitis is the source of this 312-nucleotide messenger RNA. RefSeq lists its product as uncharacterized. The record is from RefSeq and is a predicted model, not a curated record. Bases 1 to 312 code for a protein of 103 amino acids. NCBI's taxonomy places the organism in Eukaryota, Fungi, Ascomycota, Pichiomycetes, Serinales, Debaryomycetaceae. The transcript has a single exon.